Phanerochaete carnosa HHB-10118-sp is the source of this 2712-nucleotide messenger RNA. RefSeq lists its product as uncharacterized. The transcript is spliced from 6 exons. Gene Ontology annotation, biological process: maturation of SSU-rRNA. Gene Ontology annotation, cellular component: Noc4p-Nop14p complex; nucleolus; small-subunit processome. The record is from RefSeq and is a predicted model, not a curated record. Lineage: Eukaryota; Fungi; Basidiomycota; Agaricomycetes; Polyporales; Phanerochaetaceae. The coding region runs from base 1 to 2712 and encodes 903 amino acids.
AUGACAAAAGGCUCUCAGCUUUCCCAGUUGAAGUCCGCUCUAUCCCAGGCAGGGCUCUCCAAGCCUCAGCAGAACAGCAAGAAGAGGAAGCGGACGCCGCUCGACGAGAAGGAGAAGGAGCGCAAAGCGGCGAAGCUCAGGGAAAUUCAGCAGAAGAUGAGCCCCUUUGAUGUCAAGGUUACGAAGCUCAAACACGAUGUCGGAGGCAGGAAGAUUGCUGGUGUUAUGGGUCGCCCGGCUCAGAGCAAGCAGGCCGGUAUUGAGCAACGCAAGAGGAUUUUGCUGAAAGAGUAUCAAGAGCGGGAUCGCGUCGGCGGGAUUGUCGACCGGCGGUUUGGUGAAAACGAUCCGGCGAUGCCCCUCGAAGAACGCAUGCUCGAGCGAUUUACACGUGAGAGGCAAAGGGCGUCCAAGGGCGCUGCAUUCAAUCUCGAAGACGAAGACGAGCUCACGCACUACGGCCAGAGUUUGUCGAAGCUCGACGAUUUCGACAACGUCGGUCUCGGUCUGGACGAGGAGGACGAGGAUGGGGGCAGCGGACAAAUCGAUUCUAGGACCGUCCAGAGAGCGCACUUUGGCGGCUUUGGAGACGAGGAAGACGGAGAUGAUGAAGAGAAGAGGAAGAAAACCAAGGCCGAAGUCAUGGCAGAAGUCAUUUUAAAGAGCAAGGAACACAAGUUUAUGCGUCAAGCACAGCAAGAGGACGACGAGAACCUCCGCCAUGAGCUUGAUGCGGAGCUUAGUGACCUGCGCUCAUUGCUCUACGCUCCUGACCCUUCCACAAUCCCGAAGUCUGCUGAGGACGCAGAUGAGGACGAGCCCACUUCGGCGCCGCUGUCGGCUGCUGUGCAAGAACAGUCCCAGGACCAGGAGUACGACCAGUUCGUCCGAGAGCUCGCAUUUGAGGCACGUGCGCAGCCAAAGGACCGGACGAAGACCGAGGAGGAGCUCGCGCUAGAGGAGAAGGAGGCACUGGAGAAGGCCGAGCGGAAGCGGCUGAGGCGAAUGCGCGGCGAGGAGGACGACAGCGACAGCGAUGAGGAGGACGGCCGCAGAGGCAGGAAGAGGCAGAAGGGAGGCGAUGACCUAGAUGAUGACUUUAUAGACGAGGAGGGCGAGUACGGCGAUCUUUUGGGCGCAGGUCUGGGUGAGCAAAGUGUGGAUGAGGAUGAAGACGAGGGCAGCGAUGAGGAAGCUGAUACUGAGGAGGAUGAAGGGGACAGUGAAUGUGAGGGUGAAGACGAGGAAGGCGUAUUUUCGGACACACCUGAAUCUGAAGCGGAGGAUGCUGGCGAGGACGGUGGUGAGGAAGAGCUGGCGCAGGUGAAGAAGUCACAAAAGAUAGCUUCAUUCAGAAAGAGAGAGUUGCCGUACACUUUCUCCUGCCCAGAGACCCACGACGAGUUUCUGGAAAUUGUUGAGAACAUCGACGACUCCGACAUCCCGACUGUCGUGAAACGUAUGCGGACCCUGCACCAUCCGAGCUUAGCAGAGGACAAUAAGUUCAAGCUUCAAGCGUUGACCGGAGUUCUCGCCGAGCACAUUCUCUACAUAACCUCACCACCAUCACCACGCUUCUCCCUCGUCUCGCCUCUUGUCUCUCAUCUAUACGCCCUUACGAAGCAGUAUCCAAUCCAGUCUGCACAUCAUUUUAUCUCUAAGCUCGAUUUGAUGCAGAUGAACUUGAAGCGCGGCCUGUCUCACGGCGUCACCGAACCUGGCUCGAAGACUUGGCCUGGUCUUCCCGAAUUGUCGUUCCUCCGUGUUCUUGGCCUCAUAUGGCCAACGAGUGACAUGAACCACCACGUUGUCUCGCCUGCCCGGUUACUUAUGGGAUCGUACCUUGGCCUCUGCCGUGUACGAUCACUGCAAGACAUUGCAAGCGGGUUGUUCUUGUGCACUCUGUUCCUGCAGUACGAAGAGCUCUCCAAGCGUCUAGUUCCCGAAGCAAUCAACUUCCUCGAGAAUACACUCCUCCACAUAGCACCGCACCGCUUCAAGGACAGGGCGUCGUUACCUGGUUCGUUCUCCACCCCGGACUUCAAGUCUGAUCGGUGCCAAGGCUUGACACUGAGCAAGAAGUCGAGAGAGAUGGACGUCCAGAAGCCAAACUUCACUCAGCUCCUUGGUGAUCUCGUAGUUAGCGAACAAUCCAAAGUCGACUUACUCGGGCUCACGUUCGACCUCCUUGGUCAGUAUGCGGAUAUACACAAGAGUCUCGAGGCGUUCAUCGAGCUCUACGACCCAGUCGUCGCUGUGCUUGCGGGUAUCAAGGCAGACUCGUUACCGAGUGCCCUUGUAGCCAAGCACGCGUCACUGCAAGACUCGCUAAACCGCCUGCUCAAGUUCUCUCGCCAGUCGCGGCGGCCGCUGGCGUUGCAGGCGCACAAGCCGAUCCCAAUCCCGACAUAUGUCCCGCGCUUCGAGCACACGACAUCCAACUACCUGCGAAACCGCGAUCCAGACCAUGAGCAGAACGAAGCGGCGAAGAUCAAGGCGCAGUACAAGCAGGAGCGUAAGGGCGCGAUCCGCGAGCUGCGCAAAGACGCACGUUUCCUGGCCACGGAGCAGCAGAAGCGGCAGAAGGAGAAGGACAGGGCGUACAACGAACGUAUGAAGCGCGUGUUUGGCUCUAUCGAGAGCGAGCGCGCGGAGCAGAAGGCGAUGGAAAAGGAGAAGAUGAAGGAGAAGAAGCGGGCGGGGCGCAAGUGA